AUGAGGCCAGGGAUAAGUCUUGAUAACAGUACAGCAGAGUCACCACGCCCUCGCAAGUCGUCCAAUGCCGAUUCGCACCCGCCCUCAAUAGUUGGUGAUCGCGAACGCCACAGCAAUUCUGCUACUACUUUCUUCCUCUCACGAGAUCCCGAUGCCUCCGUCAAGACGCACCAGUCCGAUCGAAGUGCCGGACCGCCUUUAUCUACAUCACCCUUGAGUAGCCUGCAGGAUACCAUUGACGAGGCCGACCGUGACCGGUCCUCAAUUAAGCAUACCACACCCCGACAAGCUGAGGCUACAAGUCUAACAAGGAGUGGGAGUCGACGACGCUCAACCAUCAAGCCGGGGACGAACUGCGAACGCUUCCGACGGGGCUCUUCCAGCGUGAACCCCGAGACCAACAUUACAAGUAGUUCACCUCAACCCCUUCCCGAGAGAGUCGUUACUCCUUCACCAUUACCCUCACGAGACAUUUCACUACCCGGCAGUCCGAAAUCUCUCGCCUCGCGGAGAUCGGUACAGACGAAAUCGUCCGCCAAUUCCGACGAUGAGUUAUUGACUAAUGCAGAUGAGACGGGCAGUCAGGCAAUACUAUCCAGUGGCGACGAAGAUGACAAUGAGGGUGCAGGUGGGCAAGCCGGCGGACUUGAGAUGAUGUCUUCAAUACGAGGAGUACAAGACAGCCAGCCGGAACUUAUCAUGCCGAGUAUCAAGAUGCCGUCUAGACGGCCUUUUACAGAAAGGGGAAAGAAGCUGGGCAGGUUCAAGAUUAUGGUUGCUGGACGCAAAGGCGUGGGAAAGACCUCUCUUAUAAAGUCCAUCGUCCAACUCUGUGAAGACAUUGUCCAUGUCGAUCCACUUAUAACCACGAACUCGUCUCACACCUCCCAUCGGACUUCUGCUGGCAUUUCGGAGCCAAUCAACGAAGUUUAUGCGUCAACAAAGCCGUAUCCAAUGUGGUGGUCUACAAUCGAGGAGUCGCGCAUCCUGCGUCGACGGAAAUCGAUGGGAGACUCCGUGCUUGAACGGAACGUCUGCUUUGUGGAUACCGCUGAUUCUGUCAAGCUGGAGAGUCUUAUCCACUAUGCAGAGCAACAACUCGUGAACGCGAUGGUAAGUGUUGACCAGCUCACGAGCGAGUUCUCGGGCUUGUUAAGUGGGCGAGGUGCAAGCCAGGUCGAUGUUGUGUUGUAUUUGAUUUCAAAAGAUACCAUACAAGACGACUGCGGAUCUAUUCGCCGGUUGUCCGAACUAUGCAACAUCAUUCCUCUCAUAGCAAAGUCGGAUCUACUCACUCUCGAAGAUCAGCAAUAUAUCAAACAGACUCUAGACCCUAGCAUUUCCACCUUACCUCAACUCCCAACAACCCUACCCUCAGCGGAAUCAGUUGCGUCCACCUCAGAAGUCUCUCAACCCACACCUGCAGCGCCAGCAACCGCACCUUACACUGUAACUUCCACAAAUGGUCCUGACCUCGACACGAUGGACGCCUCCCUCCUCAUGUCCCCAGAGUACAUUCAGCCUCUACUGCCCUCCGAGCUCACCUUGCUCGUUGAAUCAAUCUUCGAGCCUGAAACCGUCGCUUUCCUACGCCAUACUGCCGCCCGGAAACUCGUGGCCUGGCACUUGGCCCAUCCUCGACUAACCUCUGUCCCAUCACCCUCUCUCCCGUCACAAUCGUAUGACGCGUCAAUGAGGAAUUCAACGCUCACCUCUCCACUACAAACACCGCUAAGUCCUUCAAACUCCGGCGUUUUGAUUCCUGUAGGGUCAGAAGUCUCACUCAACACAUCGAACUCUUGGGCACUGGCCAAAGUUGCAGAUCACACGCAACGAGAAGAAAGGCUGGCGCAAAUCCGGCUGAGCAAGUGGGCGAGCGAGUUGCAAUUGAGUUUACAAAGAGAAAGAGAGCGGUAUGAGCGGCUUGCGAGAGGAGAACGGGCUGUCUGGCUCGUGGAGCGAAUGGGGGAGGAAGUCCGCGAUGGCACGAUCGUGCCUCUACAGCAGGGAGACAGUACACAGGCGCUUAUAAGAAAGGGCGGCAAAGCUGGCAUUUUAUAUGGCGUCGACGUCUUGCCCAGCUAUCAAAUGCAGGACCCGCUAGGACUGUUGAGAUGGCAGGACAGCAUCCGUGUGAGAGGAUGGAUUGCACUGCAAAUUGUGGGCAGUUUCGGCGUUGUUGGUGGAUUAGCAUUUUGGUUGGCGAAGCAUUUUGGUGUGACUGGGAGUGUUAACGAAUGGUGGAUCCAAGGCUGGCAUUACUUUGGUUGGCAUGAUUGA
Messenger RNA from Fonsecaea nubica, 2280 nucleotides. RefSeq lists its product as hypothetical. Lineage: Eukaryota; Fungi; Ascomycota; Eurotiomycetes; Chaetothyriales; Herpotrichiellaceae. The record is from RefSeq and is a predicted model, not a curated record. Gene Ontology annotation, molecular function: GTPase activity; GTP binding; molecular adaptor activity. The coding region runs from base 1 to 2280 and encodes 759 amino acids. Gene Ontology annotation, biological process: cytoskeleton-dependent cytokinesis. Gene Ontology annotation, cellular component: microtubule cytoskeleton; cell division site; septin ring. The transcript is spliced from 3 exons.